Messenger RNA from Sarcophilus harrisii (Tasmanian devil), 3265 nucleotides. It is a transcript of the gene NBN, whose product is annotated as nibrin. The record is from RefSeq and is a predicted model, not a curated record. Gene Ontology annotation, biological process: telomere maintenance; double-strand break repair via homologous recombination; mitotic G2 DNA damage checkpoint signaling. The coding region runs from base 37 to 2031 and encodes 664 amino acids. Gene Ontology annotation, cellular component: nucleus; Mre11 complex. The transcript is spliced from 12 exons. Gene Ontology annotation, molecular function: protein binding; damaged DNA binding. Lineage: Eukaryota; Metazoa; Chordata; Mammalia; Dasyuromorphia; Dasyuridae.
GGGAGCUCCCGGAGGGGGGGGGGAGCGACCGGGCUCAUGUGGACGCUGCUCUCCGCCGCGAGCCCGGCUCGAGGAGACCCUUAUCGACUUUUAGUUGAUGUUGAUUAUAUCGUUGGAAGAAAAAAUUGUGGAAUUCUAAUUGAAGAUGAUCAGUCAAUCAGUAGAAAUCAUGCUUUGUUGACUGUGAGACAUUCUGUGACAAACCUGAGUCAAGCUUCUGAAAUCCCUAUCUUGACAAUAAAAGAUAAUUCUAAAUAUGGCACGUUUAUUAAUGAAGAAAAAAUGCAGAAUGGCAUUCCACUGCUUUUAAAGACAGGAGACAGAAUUACCUUUGGAGUUUUUGAAAGCAAAUUUAAAGUGGAAUAUGAACCAUUGGUUGUAUGUCCCUCUUGUCUAGAUGUGUCUGGAAAAACUCUUUUAAAUCAAACUGUUUUACAACUUGGAGGACUUGUUGUAAACAACUGGAGGGAAGAAUGUACUCACCUUGUCAUGAUGUCAGUUAAAGUUACUAUUAAAACAAUAUGUGCACUGAUUUGUGGUUGUCCCAUUGUAAAACCAGAUUAUUUUACUGAAUUUCUUAAAGCCAUUCAGACAAAGAAACAGCCUCCAAAACUUGAAAGUUUUUAUCCUCCCAUUGAUGAACCUGCUAUUAAUAAUGAAAAUCUUGAUCUAUCAGCACGUAAGGAAAGAAAACAAAUAUUCAGUGGGAAAACUUUUAUAUUUUUAAAUGCCAAACAGCAUAAGAAAUUGAGUCCAGCAAUUCUUCUUGGAGGUGGAGAAGCUAAAUUGUCAACAGAGGAAGAUAAAGAAGCAGCUACUUCUUUUCUAACUCCUGGAACAUGUAUUGUUGAUGUAGGAUUAACAAAUUCACAGGUUUUAAUUCCUGAUUCUGUGAAAAAAUGGAUUCAUUCAGUUAUGGAUAUGCUUCAAAGCCAGCAUCUUAGAGCCAUCCCUGAAGCAGAAAUUGGAUUAGCAGUUAUUUUCAUGUCCACAGAGACUUACUGUAAUCCUGGUACAGGAUUGACUCCAACUCCAAGACCAAGUCUUUCUCAGAACAAAAUGGUAAAUGAAACCUUGAUUCCAGGUGCCACAAUAUAUAUACCUGACACAGAAUUAGAAAAUGCAGAUACUUGCAUGGAUUUAACUGAAAGUCCAAAAGAGAAUGAAACUCCCCAAAUGGAACAAAGAUCCAAAGUGUCUUCACAAGAAAUAUUCACUAUAAAAGAAACUCCUAACAUGAAUUGCAGUGUUAAUUUGGGGACAAAUCCACUUAAUCAUACUAUAGUAAAAACUUCAAAGAAUCAACUUUCCCCAACUCAGAUUUCGUGUACAAGGAAAGAACAAGCUUCUCAACAACAACAACAACAAACUAACUCCAUUAAAAACUAUUUCCAAUCAGUUACAAAGAAAAGGGAAAGGAAAGAAGAAGAGCAAGAGGAAUCUAUUUCCAAAUCUGCAAGGAUAGAGCUAUCUUGUUCUCUUUUAGACCAAACAGAACCUACUACUUCCUCAGUGUGGAGAAACCAAGAACAGCACCAAUCUCAGAAAGGACCAUGUACUUUGGACAGAAAAACAGAUGAAGCAUAUAGAAAUGUUCAUCUAAAACCUAAUGUAAACAGUCUUGUUGAUGAACUUAAGCCCAAUCUGAGAAAGAGAAAAGAAAUGGAUGAUUUAAUUGUGGAAAAAAAGAUUUUAGAACAUUCAUGUCAAGGGACUGAACAAGAACAAGAGAUUGAAAUUGAAGUUCAAGAGCCAAUGACUGGAUUCAGUUUAGCAAAAAAAUUGAGAAUGGAUAUUAAAAAAAAUAGUUCUGAUAAUAAUGAAUCAAUUCAAAACAGUUGCAAAGUAGCUGAAUUAUUACUGAAGCCAGCUUCUUCAAAGAGAAGGCAGAAUCUCAGGGUUAAAAUGGAUCUCAGUAACCAUCUAAUCCAUCUUGGACCUGAAAGACAGUAUUUCUUCUAUUCUGCCAAAUUGACUCAUGAUAGUAGAACCACAGGAGUUAACUUAAAGUGGAUGAAUCAGAAUGACUAAUCAGCUAAAAAUAAUUAUUUUGGAGUCUUGAACUACUGCUUGUAAAAUGCUGCAAAGGGUAUCCUUGUAAAAAAAAAAGCAGCACAUUAUUUUAACAUGUAGCACUUUUGAUAACGGAAAUUUUGAUUUCUACAGUUUUAUAGAAGAAGGGUAAUGGGAACCAGUUAUUUUAAUUAAAUUGUUUUUUGUAUGGUCCCAGAACAAAGAAUGGAAGUCAGUGAUUUAAAAUUGAUAAGAGGAAGAUUUUAUCUCUACGUUAGUAGAAUAUUCCUUAAUAAAACUUCAGAGAGGCAGCUAGGUGGCACAGUGGAUAGAGUAUUGGUCCUGGAGUGAGGAGCACCAGAAUUCAAUUCCAGCUCAGGCAAUUACAAACUAUGUGACCCUGGGCAAGUCGUCUAAUCCAAUUUCCCAUUCCUCUCUCUCUCCAAUAAAUAGAGCUUUAUAGAAAUAGAGUGUGGACUGCCUUGGAAUACAGUUGACUCUUUGUGGAGACUUUUAAAUGAAGUCUAUAUAACCAAUACCUAAGAAUACCUAAUGAGGUAUUCUGUCAAUGACUAGUUGCACCAGAAGAUUCUAAGAGCUUUCCCUGCUCUGAGAUUCUGUGACUUUUGUCUUCUCUUUGAAACUUUGGUAAUAAUUCCCCGUAAGUGAACAAAACAAAACUAUGUUUCUGUGUACUUGAGAUAUGAAAGGGUACAAUGGAUUAAGUACUGCCCUUUUAGUCAAAGAGAUCUGAGUUUUGUAACCUUUGUUAAGUCAUUUAACCUUCAAGUGCCCUGGGAAAUGCUGAAAAUUACAGAAGCUGCUGAUCUUCUUUACUGAGGUUUUUCCAGUUGGAGUUACCUAUGCAUAGGAUGUGAGAAUCUUCUGUAUCCCACCAAUGAAAAAAGAAACAAAUUCUGUUUGCCUUGCAUUACAAGGGAUUAAGAAUGUCAGGUCCAUUUUUGAAUUUGAUAUUUUCUAAGGGUGAAACUGGUUAAUCAGUUGUCAUCAAUGUCUUGGGAGUGGGCCAUAAUAUGGAAAAUACUAUGUUAUCAGAACUAGGCCUUUUAUAACAGGUUUGAAUUUGUUUCUUUAUUCAUUCUAUGUUCUUAUUCUGCUUUCUCUUAACUUUUUUUUUAACUUCUCUCUUACCUUCCUCACCUGUGAUACUUUAUUUCCCUUCCUUUUGCUUUUCAGAACUAGGCCUUUUGGAAUAGGUUUAAAUUUUUCUUCUAUUCUUUCUAUGUUCACA